CACAACUUACUCAACAGUCCUUUACGAAACAACAAGUAAAUAUUUAAAUAUCAAAACAUGAAGGUUUUCAUAACAUUAGCUGUUGUUUGCUUAAUAGCCAGUGUUUUGACCGUCGAACUGAACGAAGAACAAAAGGCCAAAGCCAAGCAAUACACCGAGGAAUGUAUUAAACAGGAAAAUGUAUCCGAUGCAGAUGCCAACAAAUUGCGCCAAAAGGACUUAGCUAAUCCCUCACAAAAUAUGAAAUGUUUCGGUACAUGUUUCUUUGAAAAACUUGGCACUUUGAAGGAUGGCAAAGUACAAGAAGAUGUUGUUUUGACCAAAUUGGGAGCCAUCAUUGGCGAGGAUAAGACCAAGACUGUUUUGGCUAAAUGCAAAGAUGUCAAGGGUGCAGAUCGCUGUGAUACUGGUUUCAAACUCUAUCAAUGUUUCGAAAGUGCUAAAGCUGAAGUAGCUGCUUAGAUAUUAAAUUGACAGUAUUAAUGUUAAUUAAAAGUAUUAAUGAGCAGUAGAAAUGUAAAUUGUUGAAAAUAAAGUUUUAAAAGAAAUGUUAAA
This is a messenger RNA of Calliphora vicina (urban bluebottle blowfly), 555 nucleotides long. RefSeq names its product general odorant-binding protein 56a-like. Gene Ontology annotation, biological process: sensory perception of smell. The transcript has 2 exons. Bases 58 to 462 code for a protein of 134 amino acids. The record is from RefSeq and is a predicted model, not a curated record. Gene Ontology annotation, molecular function: odorant binding. Lineage: Eukaryota; Metazoa; Arthropoda; Insecta; Diptera; Calliphoridae.